Messenger RNA from Dermacentor andersoni, 968 nucleotides. Its product is annotated as phospholipid scramblase 2-like. Lineage: Eukaryota; Metazoa; Arthropoda; Arachnida; Ixodida; Ixodidae. Gene Ontology annotation, biological process: plasma membrane phospholipid scrambling. Gene Ontology annotation, molecular function: phospholipid scramblase activity. Gene Ontology annotation, cellular component: plasma membrane. The record is from RefSeq and is a predicted model, not a curated record.
AUGGCAUAUGCGCGGCUACCAGCGUCGGCGGCCCAACCUUAUCGGCCAGCGAGGCCUCAGGUAGUGCUCGUGCCACCGCCAGCCGAUCCAGGUAUGGUGAGGCUUCGCCCCGUGGCACGGACGCCGACACCAGGCCUCGAGCAACAGCCGGCCAUGCAACCGAUCCCGGGAUGCCCGCGGGGCCUGGAGUACCUGAGUGCCGUGGACCAGCUCCUCGUCCACCAGCAGCUGCAGCUCUUGGAAAUGCUGGUGCCCUACGAGCAGCAGAACAGGUACGUGGUGAAGAACUCCAUGGGCCAGUUUGUCUUCAUGGGGUUCGAACAGAGCGACCUGGCGAGCCGUUGCUGCUGCAGCAACUGCCGGGCCUUCGAGAUGCCGCUGUUCGACUACCGCAGCGUCGAGGUGAUGCGACUGUACCGGCCGCUACGAUGCACUUCCUGUCUCUGCUUCUGCUGCCUUCAGGUGAUGGAGGUCCACGCUCCACCGGGCACCAUCAUUGGCUCGAUCCGGCAGGAUAUCAGCCUCCUACCUUGUUUCUCGGUGCUGGACAGCGCUGGGAACGUGGUCCUCCGUAUCAGCGGGCCCUUCUGCACAUCGGCCAUCUGCUGCGAAGACGUCGUCUUCGACAUCCUCACCAGGGAUGGCCGCACCAAGAUCGGCACGAUGUCGAAGAACUGGAGCGGCAUGCUCCGUGAGGCGUUCACAGACAUCGACAACUUCACGGUGACGUUUCCCAUAGACCUGGACGUCAAGAUUAAGGCCACGCUGUUGGCCGCUCUCUUCUUGAUCGACUUCAUCUUCUUCGAGAGCGGCUCCGGCGGACCGGGUGUGCCGGAUCUUCCCGGGAACGUAAUAAACUAAGCUCCUUCGCUAGCCUAACGCUGACGACUUCACGUUUACGCACGACUUCACUUUUUACGCACCAAUCGACUGGGAGCGCGAUUGAGGGUGUAGACGUGUUUUAAGCG